Molecule: messenger RNA, 3884 nt
Organism: Python bivittatus (Burmese python)
Lineage: Eukaryota; Metazoa; Chordata; Lepidosauria; Squamata; Pythonidae
Gene: ACY1
Product: aminoacylase 1
Biological process (GO): amino acid metabolic process
Cellular component (GO): cytoplasm
Molecular function (GO): aminoacylase activity
Source: RefSeq, a predicted model, not a curated record
UAUUUGGCUACCGUCGGGCCGGGCUGGGCCAGGGGCUCCUGGGGAGGCAGGCGAGCGGGAGACUGCGGUAUCUGGGAGAGAAAAAUCCAAUGAAGGGGCUGUUUGGCUGGUGCUAGGGCCGUAGCCAGGGAGCUUCGAGCUGCCCUUCGCACAGUAUCGCCGCCGCUUCCGUUGAUCUGGCUUUCAGUGGAGUACAGCUCUCACAGUUCUGCAGGGCAAGUCUGUACCUGUGGAAAUUCUGCGUUGACUGCAGCAGUUAAAGACAUACAAUCCUAUCGGGGGAAAGUGGCAAUUCUGCUUCUGUCCUGUACAAUACACCGCUUUGCUGUAUUUCUAACACUCAGCUGCUUUUGGCUGAAGUACAGUACUAUCCUGAGCCCAGAAGGCUAACAUGCUACCAGAGAAAGACUCUGAAAAGCUUGGGGAGGAGCCCAAAGAAGAGCCAUCCGUCACUCUCUUCCGGGAAUAUCUGAGAAUUAAAACAGUCCAGCCUCAGCCUGAUUAUGACACAGCAGUAGAAUUCCUGGAAAGAAUAGCUUCUGAACUUGGUCUGCAGUGUCUGAAAGUGGAGGUCUGCCCUGGCCGUGUGAUCACCAUUCUGACUUGGAAAGGCACAAACCCACAGCUCCGCUCCAUCUUACUGAAUUCUCAUACAGAUGUUGUUCCCGUAUUUGAGGAGUAUUGGCAGUAUGAUCCCUUUUCAGCUUUCAAGGACUCUGAGGGAAAUAUCUAUGGGCGGGGAGCUCAAGAUAUGAAAUGUGUAUCUAUCCAAUACAUAGAAGCCAUACGGAGGCUGAAAGCUGAAGGAAGACAUUUUUCCCGAACCAUUCAUAUGAGCUUUGUCCCAGAUGAAGAGAUUGGGGGCCACAAGGGGAUGGAAUUAUUUGUGAAGAGUCCUGAGUUUGCAGCACUUAAUGUUGGCUUUGCUUUGGAUGAAGGCCUGGCAAACCCAACUGACACUUUCACUGUCUUCUAUGGCGAGAAAUGCCCAUGGUGGAUUAAAGUGAAAGUAGAAGGGAAUCCAGGACAUGGAUCCAGAUUCAUUGAGAAUACAGCUGCUGAAAAGAUGCACAGAGUGAUCACUUCUUUCCUAGAAUUCAGAGAAUGUGAAAAACAAAGAUUGAACGCAGAGGAACACCUCACUUUAGGAGAUGUAACGUCUGUGAACCUGACCAUGUUGAAUGGAGGCGUAUCAUUCAAUGUGGUCCCCUCUCAGCUGUCUGUUGCCUUUGACAUCCGGAUCCCCCCUACAGUGGACUUAGAGGCGUUUGAGGAGCAGCUCACAUCCUGGUGCAAAGCAGCUGGAGAAGGUGUUACGUAUGAGUUCCACCAGAAAUACAUGGAUCAGACAGUUACCUCCACAGAGGAAUCUGAUCCCUGGUGGAACGCAUUCAGUGGCACCUGCAAGGACAUGAAUAUGAAGCUGAAGUGUGAGAUCUUCCCUGCUGCCACUGACAGCCGCUAUAUCAGAGCAGCAGGUCGCCCCGCUAUUGGCUUUUCCCCCAUGAACUACACUCCUGUGCUGCUCCAUGACCACAAUGAAUUCCUGAAUGAGCAGGUCUUCCUUCGUGGGAUUGAGAUCUAUGCUCGCCUCAUCCCAGCACUGGCCAGUGUCCCCCCUCUGCAAGCAGAAGCCUGAGGUCCUAGCAGAUGGCAGCAGUCUGGGGUUGUGGUAGGAGGGAGAAAAACCAAAGAAAGAGAGAAAGGAUCCUUUGAUACUGUGACUGAGGACUUAUGGCUUCUGAGAUCUGUGUUUUGCCAAGAGGAAGUGGAAUUCCAGCACCCCUGGGAGUUACACAAGGGACAAAGCAAGCUGGAAGCAGCAACUGACACAACCACAUGUAAAUUAGAGUCCUAUUGGUAUCAAUGAUUUUUUCUCUGCUGCAUACUAAUGAACUUAGAGACCCUUCUUUCCACAAUUCCAGAUGGAAAACCAUGUCUCUCAUUUUUUUUCUAACAGUUUCUCAGUUUGGGGAUAAAAAGAUAGUCCGAUGGCUUCUAAAUCAGCAAAUUUCAAGGACUAGUUUCUCACUACUGAAACACUAUUGAACAGAAAAAUGUUACUGUCAUAUUAACUGUCUUUCUGCUACUAUUGCACUCUUUUGCUAUGUGAUUUUCUUAAGAAAAAGAAUCUCAUUUACAUUGGUAAACCUAAGGAUGAAGCAAAAUGGAGAUAAGGGGGCUGAAAUCUUGAGUUGGGGUGAGGUGGGAGUGCUAUUUAGAAUGCUGGUGCUGACAUGGAGUGAUUUUUUAAACUUUCUCUGACAUGCCCAAUACUACUACACAAGACCAUUCUCAACACUUGUGUGGAAUGUGCCAUGGAGGAAAUUUUUCUCAACUCUGCUAUAAUACUGAGCAUUUUUCUUAGUUUCCCUGUUUGUAAAGGAGAAUCAAUUAUGACACUUACUCCUUUGCCCCAUGAGAAAAAAGUGUUUUGAAAGUAGAUGAAAGGGAAUUUAAUAUAUAGAUUUAUUAGAGAGAGAGACACAGAUCCUGAAGGAGGAGAUAAGAAUUAAUAUGACCUGUUUGGGAGCUUUCCUCCCUACUUUGCUGCCUUAUCCCUCAGGAAGGUGGGGAUGUCCCUGAAUUUUCACUCCUUGAAGAUUCACUAGCAGAACUGCUGACUGCCUUAAUUUUCUACUGAACCUGUAUUUAAGCCAAUUAUAGUGUUGAAUGCCAAACUGGUAAGGGUGGAGUGGAAAUGAUUCCACCAAAAGGGUAGACAGCUUUUCCCCCAAGAAUACCUUGGGGAUGGCAGUAUGUCAGAAUGGUGCACUGUUUCCCUUGAGGUGUUCUUUUCCAAAUUUUAACUGGAAUUCUGCUGACCUACUAAGGGCAGUCAGUAAAGGUACAUGGAUUUAAGACAAGGAGAAACCUUCAGCCACAAUUCCUUGAAUAGGAUGCCAACCUCUAAAGGAUUGGUUACAGCCCUAGAAUUCCCCAUUGGUCUCUUGUCCAAGUACCAAAGGGGUAUUUUGCCCAGUCUUAUACAAGAUAUUUGAUUCAGACUGGAAAGUGAGAGAAGUUCUCCAGAUACCAUGUUGCCCUGUUUUACCUCAGGUUCUCGUCAUCUAAUUUCUCUUGCCAUUUGUAACAAAACCUGAACUCCUUCAAGAAGGAUUAUUUUUCACACACUGCUAUAAUGCAAGACCAUUCCUGUACAUUGUCAGGUACACCUUCUCUUUUUGAUAUUGGAAACAUCCCUUAGAUGCUUCACUCAUACUUGCUCGUGCCAUAGAGCAACACGUUUAAGGAACAUGGAAAUUUCCCCCUUUUAUUUCCCUAUUAACUACAGGUGAUUUUUAACAUCAAACAGGAAAAAUAACACCACUUUGAUUUGCCUAUUUUUUUCUUCUUCCUAGUGUUUUUCCCAGAGGAGGUGCAGGGUCCACUUUCUUUUUGGAUCAACUGAACGUUGAUCUAUUGGUUGUGACAGGAAUGGACCCACUGGCUUGCUGCCUGAGCCUGGCGUGGGCUGAGAGAGACAGAGGGGGAGGGCCCAAAGUCCCCCAGCCGGCUUUCAUGCCUAAGGCGGGACUGGAACUCAGAGUCUCCAGCUUUCCAGCCUGGUGCCUUAACCACUAGACCAAACUGGCUCUCAUAUGUCUCCGUAACAACACAGAAAGACAGUUUUUCACAGAUAGAAGCCUAAAACGCAUACAGCUUUUAGCACAUGAUACAACUAUCCCUAAUUUCUAUAAAUGUGGAGAAGACCAGUUAUAUAAACUUGUAUGGCAUAAAUAUGAGAACAGCUAGCAUUAUCAUUUCAUUCUUUUUCCUCAGAAGACUGUGAAUGACCAUAUUUGAAAGUUUAAAAGGAGUUCCUGGUCUUUUUUAAUCAUAUGUUCUUUACCAUCCUUAUCUAAAUAUAGAUACAAAUUUAU